Bombus huntii is the source of this 1581-nucleotide messenger RNA. RefSeq names its product protein unc-119 homolog B (gene unc-119). The record is from RefSeq and is a predicted model, not a curated record. Lineage: Eukaryota; Metazoa; Arthropoda; Insecta; Hymenoptera; Apidae. Bases 290 to 976 code for a protein of 228 amino acids. The transcript is spliced from 4 exons. Gene Ontology annotation, cellular component: cilium. Gene Ontology annotation, biological process: nervous system development; lipoprotein transport; cilium assembly. Gene Ontology annotation, molecular function: lipid binding.
AAGUGAUCAAGUCGAUAGUUUCUUCGAUAGCCAUAAUAUCACGAUUAAUACUUUGUAUAAAACGUAAAUAAUUAUUGACAUAUAAAGAAAUGCCACAAUAUACAUGCAAUGGAAGUAACAUUGAGUAUAUAAAUAUUUUUACAACGAAAAAUAUUAGGUAAAAUAUUUUUGACAAGGGGAAACCUCAUUUAAGGAUAUUCAAUGAAUAUCAUAUGUGAUAUUUUAUAAUUGUCAUACGUGAUCUCGAAUAUAAAUAAUUGUCUUUAUAUUGUUCAAUUACGCUUAAAUUAUGAGUGUUGAUAGCGAGAAUAAGUCAAAUGAAGCUAUUGCUCCGUUUACACCAUCAGCAGAUCAGGAAAGUACAGAUAAUAGAAAUAUUCAGGAAACAACUAUAACCCCAGAAAUGGUGCUACGAUUACCUACAAUUACUGACAAGUAUUUAUGUUCUCCAGAGGCAAAUAUUUAUGACAUAGAUUUUACAAGAUUUCAAAUCAGAGACUUAGAGACAGGAGCAAUAUUAUUUGAGAUAACAAAACCACCAGCUACUGAAUGUGAUUCCAAUCAAGAUCUGGAACCAGAAAAUGAAGAAUCUGGUUGUGAGGAUGCUAAUACUGGCCGUUUUGUACGGUAUCAAUUUACACCUCAAUUUCUUAAACUAAAAACUGUCGGAGCUACAAUUGAGUUUUUGGUGGGUUCUAAACCAGUGAACAAUUUCCGAAUGAUUGAACGUCAUUUCUUUCGGGAUAGAUUGUUGAAAACCUUUGACUUUCAAUUUGGAUUUUGUAUACCAAAUAGCAAGAAUACUUGUGAACACAUUUAUGAGUUUCCUACUUUACCUGCUGACUUGGUUUCUGAAAUGAUUGCAAAUCCAUUUGAAACACGUUCAGAUUCGUUUUAUUUUGUGGACAAUCAAUUGGUCAUGCAUAAUAAAGCUGAUUAUGCAUAUAAUGGUGGACACACACAUGAUGUACUUUAGUAGAUAAAGUCAGUAGGAAACUUGCACUUUGCAAAAAAUAAUUGUGAUAAUAGUAGCAAAUAUUUAGCUAAUUUAAAAUUCCAAAUGUAUUUCUUUUUAUAAAUAAUUGCAAUUUUCACAAAUUUUUAGAUUAAUGUUUAAAAGUUGAAUUUGCUUCACAUGCAACUUUUCACUCUUCUAAUUGAAUACAUAUCUAAUUGAACAAUUUUCUAUAUUGAACUUAUAGCUAAAUAAAUGUUUUUUAAUUUUAUAAUAAUUAAAAAUUCUAUUAUGAUGCCUAAUAUUUAAAUAGUUAUUAUUUUAAAUAUGGCCUUGUGUAAAACUGUUUGUCAGUUUUAUCACUACUAAAUCUUAACUAAUGACAUUGAAUGUAUUUUUUAUGAAAGCAGCAAACAAGAGGCUAAAGAGAUGAGCUUUGUAAGUUUUUAACAAGCACAACAUUUAUGAUUUAUUUAUACUGCAUAAAAUUAUAUUUUACUUCACUAUUUUUCUCUUGAUUUAUAUGUAAUGUCAAAAACUUCACAAAUACAUGUAUAUAUUUACAAAAUAUACUGUGUAUUUUUUUUACAUAUGAAAUGAUAAUAAAUUAUGUCUGAUUAACGAAA